AUGUAUCUCCACAUGAAGCUAAGAUGCGGCAAGAUCUCAACAGGAAACACUGCAAUGAUGUGCGAUAAAUGCUCGGGAAAAUGCUAUGCAUGCGGCCUGGACACCAGAGAGUCCGUGGAAAAGGUCUACAUUUGCACCCCGUGCUUCCAUUCCACGUACAAAGACAGAUGCAUCGUUUGCAAGCUUAAGGACCCGAGAAACAAUGCAUACUAUUGCAGGGAAUGCAAGCUCCAGAAAAACCACGACAGAUGCCCUGUCCUCGCCCAAUAA
This is a messenger RNA of Encephalitozoon intestinalis ATCC 50506, 270 nucleotides long. RefSeq names its product U2 snRNP complex subunit RDS3. The coding region runs from base 1 to 270 and encodes 89 amino acids. The record is from RefSeq and is a predicted model, not a curated record. Gene Ontology annotation, biological process: mRNA splicing, via spliceosome. Gene Ontology annotation, cellular component: U12-type spliceosomal complex; U2 snRNP; catalytic step 2 spliceosome. The transcript has a single exon. Lineage: Eukaryota; Fungi; Microsporidia; Unikaryonidae.